Messenger RNA from Labeo rohita (rohu), 793 nucleotides. RefSeq names its product superoxide dismutase 1, soluble (gene sod1). The record is from RefSeq and is a predicted model, not a curated record. NCBI's taxonomy places the organism in Eukaryota, Metazoa, Chordata, Actinopteri, Cypriniformes, Cyprinidae. The transcript has 5 exons. Gene Ontology annotation, biological process: removal of superoxide radicals. Gene Ontology annotation, molecular function: superoxide dismutase activity; copper ion binding. Gene Ontology annotation, cellular component: mitochondrion; peroxisome; nucleus. Bases 98 to 562 code for a protein of 154 amino acids.
GUCAGUUCGGCUGACGCGCCGCCCAUUUCUUAUCAAACAGUAUCCGUUUCUUUCACUCUCAGUCAGAACUUUACAGUUUGAAUAAUUCAAAGGCAGCAUGGUGAAGAAGGCUGUUUGUGUGCUUAAAGGCACCGGGGAAGUGACCGGCACCGUUUAUUUCGAGCAAGAGAGUGAUACAUCUCCAGUGAAGCUCUCAGGUGAAAUCACUGGUCUUACUCCAGGAAAGCAUGGUUUCCAUGUCCAUGCUUUUGGAGACAACACAAAUGGCUGCAUCAGUGCAGGUCCGCACUUCAACCCUCAUGAUAAAACUCACGGUGGACCAACUGAUAGUGUCAGACAUGUUGGAGACCUUGGUAAUGUGAUUGCUGGUGACAAUGGUACUGCAAAAAUUGACAUUGUGGAUGAACUGGUGACCCUGUCAGGGCAACACUCCGUCAUUGGGAGGACCAUGGUGAUCCAUGAGAAGGAGGAUGACUUGGGUAAGGGAGGCAAUGAGGAAAGUCUUAAGACUGGCAACGCUGGAGGUCGUCUGGCCUGUGGUGUUAUAGGCAUCACUCAGUGAAGUCCAGUUAGCUUUAAAAUACUAGUGACCAAUGUGGAUCCCCCUUCCGUAAGCACUUAGCCCACUGAUGAUUAUAUCUCUAUUUUUGCAAGUUAAUGUUUAAAGAGCCAUGUAAAGCCGUUUUUUUUCCGCACACGUCUCUGUUGGCACAAACUGCCUUCUAAAGCUACAAAGUGAUAUGUUCGUUUCCUCUGAUCUCGACUUUAUUCAAUAAAGAUUGAGCAGACUGGA